Messenger RNA from Coniosporium apollinis CBS 100218, 2031 nucleotides. RefSeq lists its product as uncharacterized. NCBI's taxonomy places the organism in Eukaryota, Fungi, Ascomycota, Dothideomycetes. The transcript has 4 exons. The coding region runs from base 1 to 2031 and encodes 676 amino acids. The record is from RefSeq and is a predicted model, not a curated record. Gene Ontology annotation, molecular function: phosphatidylinositol binding.
AUGUCGUCCCCAGUGCUUUCACCGGACCAGGCGCGAGCGCUGUUUGAUAUCCUUACCCACAGGGAGACCUACUCUGAAAUAGAAAACUUCAAGUGGCCGGAUGCCAUCCACAAAUACGGCCAUCCGUUCACGCUAGACAAGGGAACCACAUCAACAUCCCCCGUCCUGCAAAUACUGCUCUCCAAGUUCGUUUUAGAGCUUCCGGGCUUGCGUGACGUUUCAGACGCGUUUUGGCAAGAGCGAUGCCAGACAAUAAUAGAGAAGCUUGGAGCAGCAGAGCUCUCCGAAAGCUACGACAAGGGUGCCUUAGGCCUUCGGAAGUCCCUUGCUACAGCAAUCUCGGCCUUGAUUGAGUAUCCUGCAAGGGGUUGUCUGGGUGGCUUUCCGACUCGCGAGGUGCAGGCGGACCGCAGGUACGACACUUCAAAGCCGGAAGAUGUCGUGCAAGCAUGGGACGACUUCCUCCAGCAAUUGGUCUACGGGGACCUGAUUGAUGUGCUGUUCAAGAAGGCCGCAGAGACAGACAACCUCAAGGAGCACCCGUCGCUUGUGCAAGCAGCUCACGAAUUUGUGAUUGUCAACUUAGGGUCGCUGUUACAUCAUGUGAUAGUGCUAUCUCCGGACGGACAGUACCUAAUCAGGACCGUUGAGAAUGUCCACAAGCUCGUUCCCUAUACUCUGAUCCGCCAGACUCUCCGAGUCGGCAAUGCUGCAACCAUGAUCAAUGGCAUGGUGAAGCUUAUGCUAGCCAAAGUCAGUGUCGGAACAUUCACGAACUGGAUGGGUAUCAGUCAAGGCGCCGAUGAAGGAAUGAAUUUAAUGCAACAAAUCAUAUCCACCGUCAUGGGCUGGGACAUUAAGGAGUUCCAGAAGCGGGCAUUGAAGCUCGAGAAGAGCAAGGACAGCCCCGGCAAGGAGUAUCUGGACUCUAUCAAGGCGCAUGUGAAAUUGAGCCGAGAGGAACAUGAGAAGCGCAGGAAGCUCAGCCAGAAGAAAGAAAAGUCAAUAGUAGCCGUCAUUUUUGAGUCCGCUUCUCUGGAUACGUCCUCGGUGUCGGAGGCACAGUACGCCAAGGCUCUUGAGUAUCUUACGGUUCAGCUCUCAAUCCGCGACCGGGAGGAGCUCACCAAGAUCUUCUGCAAGAUGCAACCCGACUUACUGACGCAAGCCGUUCGAGACCUUGUGGCCGCCUACGAUCCGAUCAUCCGCGACGUCCACAACGCUGUUGACCUCAGCGCCACGCUGACCGAUCUCGAGAACUUUCUGAACGAUCUGAUCAAGUUAUCAAGGCCCCCGACCGUAAGAAAAGAGAAGAAGCCCAAGAGUGGCAGUGCACCCUCGUCGGCAACAACUUCCGGAGACGAAUCGUCAACAGAAUCGAGAAUGAAGCCAAUGCCUUCUGUAGAGGAAUACGUGAGACUCCUGAAGAAGCAUCAGGGUGCCUCCCACCGCUUUCUGCAUCAGGUCUGCAAGAACGGUCCACAGAUCGCGCAAUGGUUCCGGGACUAUGCACACCACGCCGCCUCCCAGUUCCGCCCAUCCACACAAGGCACCAACGAUGAGCGAAAAGCCGGAUCCAGAGGAGCGGGCACCAUGACGCCCAGUCUCGAGUCAAUCUUCUCCAACCUUCCCGAAUCUAAGGCUAAGGACGUGCUGCCGAAGCUCGACUCCCACGCCGAAUAUCUCAAGAGCCUUUCUGACGCCUCGGCCGCACGUAUGAAGGCAAUUCUAUCGAGCAGCAAGAAUACAAACUACGGCCCGGGCAUAUACCUAGCUAAAUGGCAAGAGCUACUGAAUGCUACGCCGAUUACGCCGCUGGCAGCGAAGGGACCGGUAAGGAGCGGGACUUCCAAGGAUGUCCGGGAGGCGGGAGCCAUAGAUGUAGAUGGGGAGACGAAGAGCCACGGAUCGGUCGAGGUGGCGAAAGGCCAGGGCAAGGGGAAGGAGCCAGAGGCGCCGGACGUCAGCGACGUUGUCAAGCUGCUCGGGCCUAAGUUUAGGGAAAUGCUGGCUAGUAGAGUAGAGGUUUGA